Messenger RNA from Ricinus communis (castor bean), 1603 nucleotides. RefSeq lists its product as uncharacterized. The coding region runs from base 118 to 1389 and encodes 423 amino acids. NCBI's taxonomy places the organism in Eukaryota, Viridiplantae, Streptophyta, Magnoliopsida, Malpighiales, Euphorbiaceae. The transcript has 3 exons. The record is from RefSeq and is a predicted model, not a curated record.
AAACGCAGCGUAUUAAACAAUUAGAUUUGAUCGAUUCUGGUCAAUCAGUCUUGCCGCUCCUGCUUUUCAAAUCCAGACGGCCCUCUAGGGUUUUAACGUUCGGGGCUUUCCAGUGGAAUGGAGCCUGUAGGAUUUGUAGUGGACAAAAUUAAAGGGCUUACUAAAUCAGGCCAAGAAUUUAUUGACGGUCUUCUUCAUCGGCGCAGAAGUCCUACAAGCCGAAAUCCAAUUGAGAUCCUGAAGCGGUUGCAACGAGAAGCAUUUUCAGAUAUAAUGAAACUCAGGGACAGACAAGACAAGGUUGAACGAAUUCUUUCCUUCUCUAAAGCAUCCAAGGGAAGUCCAUUUAAAGAAGCUAGUACCCGUGUGAGGGGAGAGGUUGAUGCCCUUGGAGCAAUAUUAUUGUUGGGCGAUGUUGAUCAGAAGCAUUAUGAUGCUCUUGGAAGAGCAGGAAUUAAAACUGGAGUUGAUUCAAGGUUCACCUUUGAAACAACUAUCCGGGAGAAAGAUACUCUUCUAGCUGAGUUUGUGGCAAAUCAAAAUAGCACAAGAUAUGGUGGUGAUGAUGCUUCAGGAAGUGGGCUUUCUUUGGCAAAAGUCUUAUAUAUGGCAAAUAUUUGUGAUUGGUUUUCUUUGACUGCAAUCCCGGUAGGAGCUCAAUGCAGAGAUUUUGGAAUCUCUACAAGUUCCUCUAACCAGAGAAAAGGCUUGACUGAUCUAUCAUCUACUGGACCACCCCUCUUGAAUCAGCAUAGUGGUAGUACCAUUGGCUUGUCAGUGAGAAAAUCAAAUGUUAUUGCUUCAAUGGCUCAAUCCAUUUCUGGACUUGGGGUUCAUUGUGGAAUUUGCCAGUACUUCAGCACGUUCGGCCAAAUUGUCUGUCAACUUCCAAGAGGAGUAAAACUCUCACUCUUAGGUCUCCAUCAAGUGCCAAAAUCGUCAGGUCACAACAUCAAUUUUGGAUCCCUCACCAUUCCUCUCGUGCUUAUGAAAGGCCAUAAAGCUCCUACAAUAAUGUCUGAAUCAGCAGCUCCGCUAAUGGAAACAGACAGCCUGCAAAUUCCCUCAACUGGUUUUAUUGCUUUGAAGCUUGAGUCGGAACUCGACGAGGAUACUAAAAUUGGGGGUUGGAUUGAGAUGAAAAAUUCGAGUGUUAAACAGAUGCAAUGGGCUGUCAACAUGUUUGAUGAUUCUGAAGAUGAAUCUGGAUGGGGUGUGUCUGUAAGUGGGAUGGUUGUAGGCGGCAACAACUGGACCCAUUUACAGGCUGAAUCAUACUUAAAAAUUAACUUAGGGAAGAAACUCAGCCUAAAACCGGGCAUUGCAUAUGCAGUGGAGGGUAAUGCUAGGAUAUUUGGCCUUAUGCUUCGAUCCAACUGGUCCUUCUGAUUGAAGUAGAACAAUUGGGUUAUCUUUUUGAAGGUCAUAAUCCCAUUAAUUCACUGUUAUUUGACGUACUCGUUCGUCAAUGUCAUAUGUCAGAAUUUGUGGAAAAGAUUUGUGAGUGACGCCUGUAGCAUUACAGAUGCUUUUUAGGCUUAGCUGGUCCAUCCAUCACACUAAAACAUUACAUUAUAAAUUAAAUUUCUCUUAUUCAAGUCAA